AUGUCAGAAACAUCAGUCACCGAAGUUUAUGGUCGUGGUGACGAGUGCUACGCGUCUCCCCAGAUCCGCAUUGCUGGUGGAAGGAGUCCUUCUUCUUCCGAUGGUCGAUCUAGUGACGACGAGUAUCCGGGUAACCUCGACGGCUACGACCUCUUCCAGCAAAAGGCAGGAGAUUUUUAUCGCGGAGCUAAUGAGAUCCUGGAACUAGCCGGUAUCAAGUCGGGACACAUGGCAUUCUCGGCUUUUCUCUCAACCUACGAUCCUGAAAUCAAUCCAACCGUUACCUCCAGCAUCGACGCGGAGAAAGAAAGGAUUGAUUCCUCUUGGAUAACCGCCGCGAGAAAAGUUCAUGCUCUUCUGUCCGAGGGAGGAUGUGUCCAGUUUUCGGUAGAAAUUACCGAUAAGGCAGCAUUUUUGCCGCAGAAAUAUCAUCCGGUUGCGAGGUCGCACAAGAUCUAUCCAGUCUGGAACACCACCCUCCGCAGAAUCUUGAAGGAAAACGAUAUUCAACAGUGGACAUCGCUCGGAUGCUACCGUGUUGGGACCAGUGACAUGGCAGCAGAAUGCCCAGUGACCGUCAUGGUCACUGUAGAUCCGUACGCUCACAAAGAUUGGCGAGGAACUCGUGACUGCAUUGUUCAAACCCUUGAUGAGAUUGGCUGCAGCGAUAUCGUGGUGAUGAUUAAAAAGGACAUGGCAAAUCCUCCAAUGGUCAAUGCAUUUUUUUCUAAUUGGGUCAUAGCAACAGACAUUUGGCGGAAGAAUGGCGUCAAACCUGGCGAUCAGAACGCCAUGAAAGCCCUUAAUUUCGAGCAACCAAGUGUUGAAGAUAUGAGUAUCGAGUCAAAGCGUCUCAACGACCAAUACCAGGAUAUCGUCAAAAGUCCCAGUUUCAAAGUGAUAAAGGAAGCCAUGAAGAAUGAUGAAUUAGUUUUCCCGAGGGACAGAAAGAUCUAUGACCUUAAUCUCCAGAUAGCCGGACAUUACGAGUCACAGCUAAACAAGCUGAGGGGGAUGAAAGCCAACAACAGUCACAGCUUGGGAACAAUUUUUGCCUGUUCUGGGGAACGGGUAAUCGAAUCUACAACCAUCAAAGAUGCACGAAAAACGAUCAUUGAUUGGUCCCUCAUCUCUGUGCACAGCACGCGUCUUGGGAACAACAUGUCAAAUACCUACGACCCCUUGCCGGAUUUCAUGCCACCGGCCAUGAAUAUAGUGCCAUUGGCACACAGACGAAGCCACGAAAUCGGCGAGUCUGCCGGACUGUUCAAAGUCGGCCGCGGCACCGGCUACACCGCGGGAAUCUAUAAUUCCCUGAGGACCGCCUACAUCCACACCAUCAGCCAAGGAGGCAAGGAGACUGUCGACGCCACCAUUGAACAUAACAUCCUGGGAGACUUCUCCCAGGAGGGAGAUUCAGGGGCUUUGAUCUUCGAUCGACACCUUGAGGUGGUCGGUCUUCUCUUUGCCGGACACCAGAGAACUGGCAUCACGUACUUUACGCACAUCGAAGAUGUCUUUCAUGACAUCAAGCGGAUGACGGGCGCCCUGGAUGUGAGAAUCAAAGAAUAA
Messenger RNA from Aspergillus sclerotioniger CBS 115572, 1572 nucleotides. RefSeq lists its product as uncharacterized. The record is from RefSeq and is a predicted model, not a curated record. The transcript is spliced from 5 exons. Lineage: Eukaryota; Fungi; Ascomycota; Eurotiomycetes; Eurotiales; Aspergillaceae. Bases 1 to 1572 code for a protein of 523 amino acids.